This is a messenger RNA of Coregonus sp. 'balchen', 628 nucleotides long. Lineage: Eukaryota; Metazoa; Chordata; Actinopteri; Salmoniformes; Salmonidae. The record is from the annotation of a GenBank genome assembly.
GCUGUGAUCAUGGCUUCACCCAGAGACACUGAGCCAGGCUUCAGCUGUCAACCUGUUCCGCUUCAUUGGCUGUGCCAUUGGGAGUGUACCUUCCUGGCCAGGAAACCAGGCUGUGGAGGGCUGCACAUCACCACGGACGCCUGCUGGGGGCGCUGUGAGACCUGGGAGGUGAGGCUGGAGAGCAGGAGAGAGUCCUAUGCAGUCAGACUGCAGAUAACUGUUAGAAACCAGUAGAUGUCAGCAAACUCUGUAAACAUUUUCAUUAUGAAUAACUGAACUACAGUAUGAUGAUUAUUGCAGAACAAUGCAUCACAGUAUCACGGCUAAAUCCACCCUUGACAAAAUGAAGUAAAUAAUAAACUAAUUUAUUAUAAACUAAUUUAUCAUAAACUGUACUUCAAAUGGAGUAACUUCAUUGUGGAGAUUGUUGAAUAAAUGAACAUGUUAAUCAAAAUGUACCUUGUAUCUGUGUGUGUCUCUUCAGAAGCCUGUCCUGGACCCUCCCUGCAUAGAGUCCUACAAGCGUGUGUGUACCUACAACGAGACCCGCCUGGUGACGGUGCAGCUGCCUAACUGCUCAGCCAACCAUGGACCCCAUGUACACCUACCCUGUAGCCCUGAGGUGUGA